AUGAAGCAAGGAACAACAGAAAACUUGAUGCAUUUCAAGGAACGAUUCUUGAGACAGGCUGAAGUCCUGCAAGAUCUAUAUGGCGUUGCCUGGUUCCGAAAUUUUGCAGUCAAGACAAAAGCGUAUGCUGCUAUUGUUAGCACCAAUACUAUUGCUAAAGACAAGUUCAAGGAUGAUAUCUUUGAAGCUACAAACUACUGCAGGGAAGUGGAUUAUUAUCCAAAGACGGUCAGCAAAGCACAAGAUAUGUUGAAGAUUCACAUGGAUGUGAUCAAGAAUCCGGGAGUGAACCUUUACCAAGGAAAAGACCAGCCAAAUAAAGGUAAAGGUAAAGGUAAACCGAAGGACGAUAAGAAAAAGGCGGCAUGUUAUGUAUGUGGCAAAGAGGACCAUAUGUCUUCAAAAUGCCCAGACAGACUGCUACCAGAGAGUCAAUGGAAGCAUCCAAAACGCUAUGUUGAUUACGGGAAGAAGCUCAAUCUUAAUCAGAUUGGAGCAACUGUCCCAACUACAGCUACAGUUCCUGGAACUUCUCCAGCGACAAGUGUGAUCACAGGUGGAACAUUGAGUGUUGCGGGAAGUCUUAGCACACCUUUGCAACUUGCUGGUACUACAGGUAAUCAAAUGAUCCAAGUUCCUACAGGUAAUCAAAUGAUGCAAGUUCCUUCGGGAAUGCAGCUCGUGCAGAUUCCAACUCAAGGUGGCGGCACUGUUACUGUCCCUUAG
This is a messenger RNA of Cylindrotheca closterium, 726 nucleotides long. NCBI's taxonomy places the organism in Eukaryota, Bacillariophyta, Bacillariophyceae, Bacillariales, Bacillariaceae. The record is from the annotation of a GenBank genome assembly.